Nannizzia gypsea CBS 118893 is the source of this 2454-nucleotide messenger RNA. Its product is annotated as xylulose-5-phosphate/fructose-6-phosphate phosphoketolase. The coding region runs from base 1 to 2454 and encodes 817 amino acids. The transcript has 7 exons. Gene Ontology annotation, molecular function: aldehyde-lyase activity. Lineage: Eukaryota; Fungi; Ascomycota; Eurotiomycetes; Onygenales; Arthrodermataceae. Gene Ontology annotation, biological process: carbohydrate metabolic process. The record is from RefSeq and is a predicted model, not a curated record.
AUGCCAGGCCAGGUUCUUGAUGGGCCAAACCCGAGGCCACCGCCGUCCCAUUUACCAGACUCAGUGGACGAGCUCAGGGUCCAACUUCAAACAGUCAAGCUGGAUGACAAUGUCCGUCGAUCCUUGGAGAAAUUUCGUCGAGCUACAGACUACAUUGCUGCGGCUAUGAUAUUUCUCCAGAGCAAUGCCUACCUGAAGCGCCCGGUUAAGCCUGAAGAUAUCAAACCCCGACUGCUAGGUCAUUGGGGCACCUGUCCCGGUCUGAAUCUCGUGUAUUCCCAUCUCACCUACUUGAUACGAUCCCAUGACUUGGAUAUGCUGUUUGUCACCGGGCCUGGGCAUGGCGCACCUGCGAUCCUCGCCUCACUCUGGGUUGAAGGGUCAUUGGGAAAGUUUUACCCUAAAUACGCCAACGACACCAACGGGCUCACGAAGUUGAUCACCCAGUUCAGUACCACUGGCGGAUUCCCCAGCCACAUCAAUGCGGAGACACCGGGAGCUAUACAUGAAGGUGGCGAACUUGGAUAUGCCUUAGCCGUCUCGUUUGGGUCUGUAAUGGAUAACCCAGACCUGAUAACGGCUGUUGUCGUAGGUGAUGGGGAGGCCGAGAGCGGCCCGUGUACAGCGAGCUGGAAUGGUAUCAAAUACAUCGAUCCUGCAGAGUCAGGGGCUGUUUUGCCGAUUCUUCAUCUCAACGGAUUUAAGAUUAGCGAGCGGACUAUCUACGGGUGUAUGGAUGAUAGAGAACUUGUCUCAUUGUUUUCCGGUUUCGGCUACCAGACACGAAUCGUGGAGGGCUUGGAUGAUAUUGAUACCAACCUGAAUAGCUCGUUAGAAUGGGCACUAGCAGAAAUCCGUAGGAUCCAAAAGGCCGCCCGGUCUGGAAGCCCAAUCAUGAAACCCCGGUGGCCAAUGUUGAUCUUGCGAACCCCCAAAGGUUGGACAGGGCCAAAGAGCAUCCAUGGAAAGAUCGUGGAGGGUUCCUACGCAGCGCAUCAAGUACCGCUGCCAGAAGCCGGAAAGGACAGCGAGGAGCUCCAAGCGUUACAGGAAUGGCUUUCUUCAUAUAAGCCUGAAGAGUUGUUCAACGAGCACGGAGACGUGAUUGACGAUAUCAAAUCGAUCCUUCCCGGGAAAGACUCAAAGCGGAUGGGUCAACGUAAAGAGGUGUGUGACACUUUUGAAAAACUCAAAAUGCCAGAUUGGAGACGUUACACAGUCCCAAAGGGGUCCCAAGAAAGUUCCAUGAAAACGAUCUCUCAUUUUAUGGGCCAGAUCCUGGUGGAUAACCCGCAUUCUAUGCGAAUUUUCUCCCCAGACGAGCUGGAGAGUAACAAACUUGGUGCCGUGUUGGAGAAAACGGGUCGAAAUUUUCAAUGCGAUCAGUUUUCUAAUGCCCAGGGUGGGCGGGUAAUUGAAGUACUAAGCGAGCACAUGUGCCAGGGUUUCCUCCAGGGAUAUAGUUUGACAGGACGGACAGGUAUAUUCCCGUCUUACGAGAGCUUCCUAGGGAUCAUCCAUACAAUGAUGGUGCAGUACUCGAAGUUCAACAAAAUGGGGAUGGAAACCAACUGGCGCCGCGCUUUACCUAGUAUUAACUAUAUCGAGACAAGCACCUGGGCACGCCAGGAGCAUAACGGGUUCUCCCACCAGAAUCCAUCGUUUAUCUCCGCGGUGUUAAACUUGAAGCCCAAUGCUGCUAGAGUGUAUCUGCCACCGGACGCAAAUACAUUUCUCUCAACUUUGUCUCAUUGUCUGCAAUCUAAGAAUUAUAUCAACCUUAUGAUUGGGUCAAAGCAGCCGACUCAAAUAUAUCUCAGUGCAGAGGAGGCGGAGAGCCAUUGCCGAGCUGGGGGUUCGGUCUGGGGCUUCGCAAGCACAGAUGACGGUUUAGAUCCAGACGUCGUGCUGGUCGGCAUCGGGACCGAAGUCACCUUCGAGGUUAUCCACGCAGCAUCCAUACUAAGAAAAGUGGUACCUGACCUCCGUGUCCGAGUGGUAAACGUUACGGAUCUCAUGAUUCUUGGGUCAGAGCGAAGCCAUCCGCACUCACUCUCGGAUGAAACUUUUGAUGCUCUGUUCACUGCCGACCGUCCAGUCCAUUUUAACUACCACGGAUAUGAAACAGAGCUAAAGGGAUUACUCUUUGGUAGGCCUCGUGUUGACCGUAUCAGCAUAGCUUGUUACAUGGAAGAGGGUUCUACUACCACUCCAUUUGACAUGAUGCUGCUCAAUAGGGUAUCGCGAUUCCAUGUUGCCAAAGCAGCCGUUCUAGGCGCCUCGAGGCGCAACGAAAAGGUAAGAAUCCGGCAGCAGGAGCUUCUCGCCGCAUUUGAGCAUGAGAUCCGAAGCGCAAGGAAGUACAUUAUCGAGAACCAUAAAGGUGAGUCCAGUUCUCCCCUCUUUAGCUUGGAUCUUUUGAGCAGCAGGUCCAUUGACGAGACUGCAUGUUAG